Messenger RNA from Peromyscus maniculatus bairdii (prairie deer mouse), 559 nucleotides. RefSeq names its product biogenesis of lysosomal organelles complex 1 subunit 1 (gene Bloc1s1). The record is from RefSeq and is a predicted model, not a curated record. Gene Ontology annotation, biological process: endosomal transport. Gene Ontology annotation, cellular component: BLOC-1 complex. Lineage: Eukaryota; Metazoa; Chordata; Mammalia; Rodentia; Cricetidae.
CACGUGACCCUCGCCCCGCGGGAGCCAAGGCGCGAUCCGGCUCCCGCAGCCCGAGGGAGGGAGGGAGGGGGGAGCCCCGCUGUGCCCACGCACACCCCAGCCAGGCUCGACCAUGCUGUCCCGCCUGCUCAAGGAACACCAGGCCAAGCAGAACGAACGCAAGGAGCUGCAGGAGAAGAGGCGGCAAGAGGCCAUCACCGCAGCGACCUGCCUGACCGAAGCUUUGGUGGACCACCUCAAUGUGGGUGUGGCCCAGGCCUACAUGAACCAGAGGAAGCUGGACCAUGAGGUGAAGACCCUACAGGUCCAGGCUGCCCAGUUUGCCAAGCAGACGGGCCAGUGGAUUGGAAUGGUGGAGAACUUCAACCAGGCACUUAAGGAAAUCGGGGACGUGGAGAACUGGGCUCGGAGCAUCGAGCUGGACAUGCGCACCAUUGCCACUGCCCUGGAGUACGUCUACAAAGGGCAGCUCCAGUCCGCCCCGUCCUAGCCCCUCUCCACCCGCCCCGACGGGAGGGAGACUGGUGGGGCCAUCAAUAAAACACAAGCUUCCGUUCUA